This is a messenger RNA of Schistocerca piceifrons (Central American locust), 1659 nucleotides long. RefSeq lists its product as uncharacterized. Gene Ontology annotation, molecular function: nucleic acid binding. NCBI's taxonomy places the organism in Eukaryota, Metazoa, Arthropoda, Insecta, Orthoptera, Acrididae. The record is from RefSeq and is a predicted model, not a curated record. The transcript is spliced from 7 exons. Bases 1 to 1659 code for a protein of 552 amino acids.
AUGCAUCGCAAAACUGCAGAAGCUUUUUUGGAUUUGAAUGACAAAUUGCAGAAGCACAAUGAAACUGUUUUGUCUGAAAGAACUUUAAAUGGCCAAAUUCUCUCCACACUAGGUAAAGAAUAUGACAAUUUCAAGGACCUGCGGGAUACGAUUCCAUCUGAAAAUCAAAGUGUAGGCCACUGGGCAGCAGAGUGUCCAACGAAAAAGAAAGAUAAUCUUCGCAUCAAUCAUUCCAAAAAGAAUAUGGAAAAUAAUGUUGCAUUUUUGUCACAAGUUUUUAGUGCUUCAGUCGAAAACUGUGUUGGAAUUGGCAGUUGGUCCUGUGACAGUGGUGCCACAAAUCACAUCACUCCAAAUAAACGAUAUUUCAUAUCAUAUACGAAAUUCGCCAUCCCUGAAAAGAUUUCUAUUGGGAAAAAAGGUGUGAGCAUGUUGGCUGGUGGACAGGGAACUAAAAAUGGUGCACUGAAAUAUGUGCUUUAUGUUCCUGAAGCAGGUGCUCACUUGUUCUCUGUCAAAGCAGUUGCACAAAGAGGUUUUUGCCCUAGACUUGGUGACAAAAGUGUUGAAAUUGAAGACAAAGCGACUGGGCAAACAGUGAUGACUGGGCAUGUCACCCAUGGUCUCUAUGUUCUUGACACAUGUGUCAUUAAAUCAAUACAGCCUGCUGAAGUGAAUUUUGUGACACUGUCAGAUAUGCUGCAAGUUUACCAUGAGAGAUUUGGACAUCAACACAAACAGCACAUAAAAUGUACCUUGAAGCAGUUACAGGUGAACAAAUCCAUGCUGUCUACAGAGUCUCUCAGAAAAGCUUGCUAUUACAUAUGUUUCAAAGGUGAUUUUAGCAAGUUCCAUAAAAUUUUCUUUCUUAAGCAAAGAGGUGAAGUCAGCACAGUCCUGGAACAAUUCUUGAACGAAGCCAAGACAAAUGGUCAUGCUGUCAACCAGUUCAGGUGUGAUGGAGGAAGAGAGUUCUAUAAUAAGAAAGUCUCAGAAUUGCUGGCAAGCAGAGAAAGAGAAAAUCACACUGUUUUGGAGUGUGCACGUUUUAUGUUGAAUCCCAGUAAAUUGCCAAAGCAACUGUGGCCAGAAGCUUGCAAUACUGCUGCAUAUCUUUUUAAUCACACUGGGAUGCUCUCUACAGAAAGCAAACCUCCAUAUGAACUGUGGGUCACCCUAACCAGGCUUCUGAUGAGAAAAAGUAAUCAGAAGCUGUCAGCCAUGAUGAGAGAAAAAAGUGAAGUGGAAGAAGACUUGGAGACAAUGUCAAGUUCCAGAGGAAGUAAUAAGGAGGAAGAAGAUUUGGAUAUGGUAUCCAGUUCUGGAAGAAGCAAAGUUUUGAGUGAGAAGCAAAAGCAAGAAGAAGAAACAAGAAUGGAUGGCCAGUGGAGAUUAUGUUGGCUGGAGGCCAUUCAUGAAGGAUUACUGGAGGCCAUUCAUGAAGGAUUGAAGCCCCCGAAAGAGAAUAAUACAUGGAUAUUAGUUGAGCGUCCAAGUGGUGUACAGAUUUUGCAAAAUCGGUGGUUCUUACAGAAGAAAACUGCAGAAAACAGGAAAUUUUGCUUCAAGGGUCGACUUGUGGCCGAAGGACACGCACAAAGACAUGGAAUUAACUAUGAAGAAACUUUCAGACCUGUCAUGCAUUAUGAUACAAUUUGA